Molecule: messenger RNA, 2011 nt
Organism: Leguminivora glycinivorella
Lineage: Eukaryota; Metazoa; Arthropoda; Insecta; Lepidoptera; Tortricidae
Product: lachesin-like
Exons: 7
Coding region: 433-1455 (340 amino acids)
Biological process (GO): synapse organization
Cellular component (GO): neuron projection membrane
Source: RefSeq, a predicted model, not a curated record
GAGCGCACGCCGCACGGACGCGUCCCUCGCACGAACACGCCGGUUGCGUCACCAGUGCAGCGCGGACGCGGACCAUGCGAGCCGCCUCCACCCGCAUGAACGCCACGUGUGUGCACUUCUUACAUUACUUUCAACUUUGUUUAAUGCAACCGUUGCCCGAAAUAUUUCAUGUAUUUAUAAAAGUUACAUACUUGACUCGUUGACUUUCGCGGCACAAUCUAGUUCAAUUACUUACAGACUGUACACACGUGUUUGUCGAGUGUAUUCUUUGCUUAAUAUUAACAGAGUGAAGGAUUCUAGGAUCACCCCAUAAAAUUCGAAAGGAGUAACACAUCUGCAACUGCAAAUACCUAUUCAUCGGCUAACGGAGUAGUGUUGUGGGCGCGCGGCGGGUGCAGGUGCAGGUGGCGCGGCAGUAGCGGCGCGAGCGCGAUGCGCGGCGCACGCCCCCCGGCGCCGGCGCUGCUGCUGCUGGCGGCGCUGCUGGCGGCCGCCGGCCCCGCGCCCGACUCGCCGCAGGCUGUCAGAAUACGUGCUGCCCGCGCCAGCUGGGAGGUGUCGCCGAGCCCGCCGGGCGUGGAGAGCGUGGGCGUGCCGCUGGACGCGCUGGAGGGCGCGCUGGACGCGCCGGACGCGCUGGACGCGGCGCUGGGCGCGGAGGAGGCGCCGGCGUGGCGCGAGCUGUGGUACGCCUCGCUCGAGGCGCGGCGCCGGCAGCCCGUGCUCAACGCCUCGCGCGAGGACGUGCUCGCGCAGCUCGGCUCCACCGCCUUCCUGCACUGCCCCGUGCGACACCUCGGCGAGCGAGGGAUCUCGUGGGUGCGGAGACGAGACUGGCACAUCAUCAGCUCCGGCCUCUUCAUGUAUACGAAUGACGAGCGCUUCCAGGUGUUGCACAGCGAGGGCUCCGACGACUGGACGCUGCAGAUCAAGUUCGUGCAGAAGCGCGACAACGGCACGUACGAGUGCCAGGUGUCGACGGCGGCGGGCCCGCUGGCGCGGCUCGUGGCGCUGCACGUGCUCGUGCCCGAGGCCUUCAUCCUCGGCGCCGACGAGCACCACGUCGACGCCGGCUCCACCAUCAGCCUCGUCUGCAUCAUAGAGAAGAGCCCGGUGCCGCCGCAGUACGUGUUCUGGUACCACAACGAGCGCAUGAUCAACUACGACCUGGCGCGCGGCGUGGCGGUGGCCACGGCGCCGGGCGCGCGCACGCAGUCCGCGCUCACCAUCCGCGACGCCGCCCCCCACCACUCCGGCAACUACUCCUGCCGCGCGCCCAACACCGAGCCCGCCAACAUCUACGUCUACGUCUCACAAGGCAGCGACAAGAUGGCGGCGACGUUGUCGCGGUCGGGCGGCGGCGGCGCGCGGCGGCGGGCGCCGGCGCACGCGCACGCGCACGCGGCCGCGCUGCUGCCGCUGUUGGCCGCUCUCGCCGCAGGCAUGCGCGGGUGAAACUCGCGCAGCCACCCCACCGCUACUUACAUUCAAUCAACUGUGUUAACAUUCGUGUUGUCAACGACGACUUGUCCGGUAUUUGUAUUCAUUGAAGAGUUUAUCUAGGUAGUCUGUAAAUAUAAAAGAGAUCGGAGGUGUAAAUAAUUAUAUUCAUUCCGGUAAUUCUAUUUCGUUGGUAGAUAGGUAAGUGUUAUCUACCUACGUGUACAUAUUAAUGUUAAGACUUUGAUCGUAUCACUGCAGUCAGUUUCUGAGUGCUAUAUUAUUAGUUUUUUAUUAUGUUGAAAGUGCCAACUGUCUACAUAGAUCGAUGCGGAUCAUCCGAGAAGCGAUACAAUGUUUUAAUGGAGCACUUUGAACGUAAUGAAUGACGUCAGCAGUUACCAUAACAACGAGGUAGGGCGAGCAGCGAGCUCGCGCCCGCGUGACGUGACCCACGUCUCGUCUCGUGGUCUUCCUGCGUGUCACCACAACUAUAACUUACUUAUACAACAAGAAUUUCUCAAAUCUGUCGCCUUCCAUAGAUUUAUACCUUACAACAAUAAAUUAUUAC